AAAGUGCUAUAACCUACCCCAAAAUAUUCAACAUGGCUUGCCUUGAAAUCUUUCUGGCCCUCUUGGGCUUUGUUCUGCUCAUCUACAAGUGGUCCAUCGGCACUUUCAAGACUUUUGAGACACGGAAACUGCCCUACGAAAAGCCCUGGCCAUUCUUCGGAAAUGUGGCCGCCUCAUCACUCCAACGAAUCUCUUUACACAAACAACUCACCGAGUUUUACCUGCGAUCGCGUCAGCACAAAGUGGUUGGCUUCUACAAUCUGCGCAAGCCGAUGGUUCAGAUAAACGAUCCCGAGUUAAUCAAGAAGGUCUGCGUCAAGGACUUUGACUACUUCCCCAACCACCAGCUGUUGAUCACCACCAAUGAGCGUCUGCUGAACGAUAUGAUCAAUGUGAUGAAGGAUCAGCGAUGGAAGAACAUGAGGAACACCCUGACUCCGGUGUUCACGUCUGCCAAAAUGCGCAGCAUGUUCGCUUUGAUGAAUGAUAGUUUCUCGGAAUGUCUCCAGCAUGUGGACAAGUUAUCGGAUAAUCCCGCCUCCAAAAAAGGCCUUGAAGUGGACAUGAAGAUACUCUUCAAUAAGCUCUCCAGUGAUGUGAUAGCCACCACCGCUUUUGGAUUGAAGGUGAACUCCUUCGAGAAUCCGGAAAAUGAAUUCUAUUCGGUGGGUCAGUCGCUGAUCUUCUCCACGGCACUUCAGUUCUUCAAAUUUACGCUGUCCGCAAUGAUGCCUAAACUUUUUACUUUCUUCAAUAUGAAAGUCUUCGAUGGCAAGAAAGUUGAUUAUUUCGUUAGCCUGGUGGUCGAUGCCAUGAAGUUGCGGGAGCAACAGGGCAUUACCCGGCCGGAUAUGAUCCAGCUGAUGAUGGAGGCCAAGAAGGAGGCCAAGCAGAACUGGACGGAUGACGAGAUAGUGGCCCAGUGCUUCAUCUUCUUCUUCGCCGCCUUCGACAACAAUUCCAACCUGAUCUGCAUUACGGCCUACGAACUGCUGCACAAUCCCGAAAUCCAGGAACGUUUGUACCAGGAGAUCUUGGAAACGCAGGAGUCCCUGAAUGGUGGCUCUCUUACUUACGAUGCUGUACAGAAGAUGACCUAUAUGGACAUGGUAAUCUCUGAGACACUGAGGAAGUGGACCCUCUCCCCUUCCAUAGAUCGUGUUUGCUCCAAGGCCUACACCCUUACUGAUGCGGAUGGCACUAGGAUCUUCGACUUCAAGGCUGGUGACCUGGUUACCAUUCCUAUAGCCGGACUCCAUGGGGAUGAUCGCUACUUCCCCGAACCCAGAAAAUAUGAUCCCGAGCGUUUUAGCGAGGAGCGAAAGGCUGAAAUCUUGCCAUUUACCUAUAUACCCUUUGGUGCUGGACCUCGAAGCUGCAUAGCCAGCCGAUUUGCCCAGAUGCAGGUGAAGGGCAUGUUGUACCACCUGCUGCUUAAUUACCGAGUAGAAGCUUCUCCCAGGACCCUCAAGGAUAUGUGGGAGGAGGCCCGCAGCUUUAGCCUGACUCCAAAAUCUGGACUCUAUAUGCAAUUGGUGCCACGCCAAUAGCUGAUUUUGUAACCCAAAAGACUGGAUUUGUGAUAUACACUAUUUGAAUUUGCCGGACGAAUAUGACAACAAAUAUCAGUAUUAUUUUGUUAUUCUUGUUCGGUAUAUCCAUAUAU
Molecule: messenger RNA, 1666 nt
Organism: Drosophila rhopaloa
Lineage: Eukaryota; Metazoa; Arthropoda; Insecta; Diptera; Drosophilidae
Product: cytochrome P450 9b2-like
Exons: 4
Coding region: 33-1550 (505 amino acids)
Molecular function (GO): heme binding; monooxygenase activity; oxidoreductase activity, acting on paired donors, with incorporation or reduction of molecular oxygen
Source: RefSeq, a predicted model, not a curated record